Messenger RNA from Hibiscus syriacus, 1146 nucleotides. RefSeq lists its product as uncharacterized. The record is from RefSeq and is a predicted model, not a curated record. Bases 1 to 1146 code for a protein of 381 amino acids. Lineage: Eukaryota; Viridiplantae; Streptophyta; Magnoliopsida; Malvales; Malvaceae. The transcript has a single exon.
AUGAAAGGCAAAGCUGUGGAAGUAUAUAGCAACAGUUUCGUCCAAGACAAUAGCAUUUCAUCGGAUCUUCCUUGUAAGAAACAUCCACAAUCAUCUUCGGUUGGUAUAUGUGCUUAUUGUCUCAAGGAUCGUUUAGUGAAGCUGGUUUGCUCGGAUUGUGGAGAGCAGCGGCUGUCUUCAUGUUCCUGCUCUGAGAUCUCCUCCAACCCUCGUACAUCAUGCACUGGUGAAGUGGGCAGCGUUGGUCGUGUCUCGUUCUUGAUAGAGAAUGAGAACAAGGACCAAUCUCUUCUCAAUCCGAAGCACGAAAGCAAUAGUAGAGAUAAAUCUGAAGAUGCUAUCUUUCUCAAAAGAAGUAGCAGUAGCUGCGUUGAGAUCAAAAGGAAGAAUGGGUUCUGGAGAUUCGGAAGGUUGUUUAGGAAGAAGAGAGACAAAGGGGUGAUAGACGAGAAGAACGAUCUGUGGGUCGUUGAUUACAAUGGCGUGUCAAGGUCAAGGUCUCUGUGUAGUUUUAGGGGAGGUGGGUUCUUCGGUUCGGAAGAUGGAGGUGACUCGAUGAGCUUUUCGGGGGCGAGGAGUUCUUCGAUUUCGGCUGCUCGGAGUUCGAGUGUGAACGGUGGUCUGUGUGUUGAUCCCGAAAGGAAAAGCGGGUUCAGCGAAGCAGAGCCGAUGAAAAGCGGGUUCGACACUGAUAGAAAAGACAGUGCUUUCGUGGAGUCCGAUGUUGCUGUUGAUAUCAAAGCAAUGAGAAAAUCUGGGGGUGGAGUGUUGGAUCUUGAUGCUGCUGGUUUCAGUGCAUCAAACAGGCGUGUCUUCUCUCUUAGAGAGAGUUAUUUCACCGGUGGAGAUGAUUCGGGCUUCAUCGACUUGAAAUUCGAGUUCCCAUUGGAAUCUAAAGGAGAUAUCGAUACCCCUGCUUUUGGCAGCAUGAGGGGAGCUGUCGAUUGCGGUUCUAAUUCGAUUAAGAAUGGCUUGGUUUGUGAUAAUGGGGUCUUUUGUUGUGGUGAUUCAUGUAGGGUAACCGUGAAUGAAAGAGGGAUAAAAAGGAGUAGAAAAAGUUUCAAGGGAUGGAGAUGGAUUUUCAGGCACAACCAAGAUUGGAGCAGUGCCAGUAAGAAAAAUGGGGAGCUUGUUGUCAAUCAUUGA